This is a messenger RNA of Ahaetulla prasina, 4577 nucleotides long. It is a transcript of the gene TNNT2, whose product is annotated as troponin T2, cardiac type. Lineage: Eukaryota; Metazoa; Chordata; Lepidosauria; Squamata; Colubridae. Gene Ontology annotation, cellular component: troponin complex. The record is from RefSeq and is a predicted model, not a curated record. Gene Ontology annotation, molecular function: troponin C binding; tropomyosin binding; troponin I binding. The transcript has 13 exons. Gene Ontology annotation, biological process: sarcomere organization; regulation of muscle contraction; cardiac muscle contraction. Bases 128 to 877 code for a protein of 249 amino acids.
AAAGCCUCCCUCUUUUUAAAUUUCAUUUCUCAGACACUACAUUUGUUCCCACCGAAAGGACUUUUCACCUGCUCUCUGGGCAAAAGGUAACUGAAAAUGUCAGACACUGAAGAAGUCAUUGAAGAAUAUGAAGAAGGACUGUAUUGAAGAAGAAGAAGAAGAACAAGCAGAAGAAAUCAAGGAAGAUGCAGAAGAAGCCAUAGCAGAAGAACCAGAAGAGCAAGCUAAAGAACAUGAAGAAGGGGAAUUAAAGCCCAAGCCCAAGUUGUUUAUGCCUAAUCUGGUCCCUCCAAAAAUCCCUGAUGGUGAGAGAGUAGACUUUGAUGAUAUUCACCGGAAGCGAAUGGAAAAAGAUCUGAAUGAAUUACAAGCUCUAAUUGAGGCUCAUUUUGAGAAUCGAAAGAAGGAAGAAGAAGAACUGAUCUUCCUCAAGGACAGAAUUGAGCAGCGGCGAGCUGAACGAGCUGAACAGCAACGGAUCCGUAGUGAGCGAGAGAAGGAACGCCAGGCACGUUUGGCUGAAGAGAAAGCUCGAAAAGAGGAGGAAGAAGCCAGGAAGAGGGCUGAAGAGGAUGAGAGGAAGAAAAAAGCUUUCUCCAACAUGCUUCAUUUUGGAGGCUACCUUCAAAAGACAGAGAAGAAAAGUGGGAAAAAACAAACAGAGCGGGAAAAGAAGAAAAAGAUCCUCACUGAGCGCCGUAAACCCCUGAAUAUUGAUCAUUUGAAUGAAGACAAAUUGAGGGAAAAGGCCAAGGAACUGUGGCAGAGUAUUCAUGAUCUUGAGGCUGAGAAAUUUGAUUUACAGGAAAAGUUCAAAAAGCAGAAAUACGAGAUUAAUGUUCUACGGAACCGCAUUAGUGAUCAUCAAAAGGUGUAAGUACUCAAAACAUGUAGUACAAGGUCCGCCAUGUUUCAUAGCAUCAAGCACUCCCAGUAGAUCUUUCACAUUUAUCUCUUUUUUUUCUUUGCACUUCACAAAUCUUUCCAGCUUUUAAUGUGUGCUCUCCUUUUUGUCAUCUUUUUAUUUCUUUUCCUGUUCUGCUUCAUUCAUUUCUACUAAUCCUUUGCUCUUCAUUUCUUGCCUUUCCUGUUGUUGCUACCCAAGGCUAAUAAAUGAAGACAACACCUUCUGUAACUUGGUGUUCAGGUGUCUUGAAUGAAGCACUUCUACUAUUGGCAACUUAUAUCAUUCACUGCUACUUUUUUUAAAGUACCAUUGUUUUUCUUAUUUAAUUUCUUUGUCACUUAUUUCAAUUGAGCUUUCUCACUUUCUCUUCUGUCUACCAUUUAUAUAAAUUUUGUUUCCCCCUUACUAUUUAUUCUACAUAUUGGGUGUAGGAGGGACAUUAAAUUUUUUUGAGUGAGAUCAAGAAUGAAGUGUGAGACAAUUGUUCAUGGGUCAGCAACAACAUCCUACCUUUGCCAUUAGUGGAUCUUUCCCAAUUAUUUGAUUAGAUCCACUCCCAAACAAUUUGGUAUUCUCCAAUAAAGUUGGAUUAUAACUCUCAAAAUUCUAAGCCAGGGGUGUCAAACUUGAUUUCACUGAGGGCUGCAUCAGGGUUGCACCUCUGGAGCAGGGGUCUCCAACCCUGGCAACUUUAAGACUUGUGGACUUCAACUCCCAGAGUUCCUCAGCCAGCAAAAGUCAGAUCUAAGCAUCCCGUGGGCUGGAUCCAGCCCGCGGGCCUUGAGUUUGACACCCCUGUUGUAAGCCAUCACAGACAUUAUAGUCAAAUACAUCUGUGAAGAGACAGGUUGGUUAAGGUUGUUUUAUUCUUUCCCAUCCCAAUCCAAUUUGUAGCUCCCACAUUUUUCUCUAUUUCUUCAUUUCUAAUUUUCCUUCUCCAGCUGCAGUUUUCACUAAGUUCCUUUGCACCUCCUGAAGCUAUUUUUCUUUUCAUCCCUGAACCUCAUUACUUUCUCAUAGAACCUCAUUCUCCUCAUUUUUUCAGUGCACCUCCUUACUAAGUGCAAGAAAAGUGCAUUAAUUAAGAUGCAUUUGUGAUACUUUUCUAUGGCAUGGCUUGUUUCAGUUCAGUUUUACCACAGUAUGUGGUGUCAAAAUUCAGCUUUGAAGUGGAAACCAUUCCUCACCUGUGGAUCAUAUAAUUCAUUUUCUAAGACCCAGAACAUUCUGUGUCUUGCCUGAUGUGUCAGAACUAUUCUAGUCAAUUAUGAACUAUCAGCCAACAUUGGUAUGGUUCCAUUUUCCUUGGCUGUGACUAUCAGUUCAGAGUUGCGGAAUUAAGGCACAAAGAGGCUAAAAACUCCUUGGUAUAUUAUGCAUGGAUUGAAGGAGUCAGUCUACACCAAAUGGAAACUCUUGAUAUUUUGUAUCUUUAUAUGGACCCUGCUUCUCUUAUUGAUGUGAGCAAGAAAUAUAGCUGUUUGUAGACUGGAAUAAUUCCAGGUUCCUAUUUCAACCCAGAAACAAAUGGCAUGUUGAUUAGGAUGAUUUCUGGUGGCCUUGUUAGAUUCAUCAAAUAAAACUUAUUGGUUAGAUUACCCUACUGAGCACUACUAAACUAUAUUUCUUCUUUUGUCUCCUCAUUUAUUUCAGGAAAGGGUAAGUAGCAUGUUGUGCCCUUUGGGGUGUAUUGAUCUGCUAUGCUAAUUUGCAUUGUGCAAAUACUUAAAGGAAUGGCUUUAAGCGUCACCAUAUGUUAUCAUUGGUUUCACAGCAAAUCCUGAUUUCUCAUCUAUCUCUAUUGAUGGCCAACUUAGGUUUUGUGCAAUGCUUCUUAUCCUCUGAUUUCAGUUUUAUUCCUGGAUAGUCAGGGAAGAGUCAGGGGUUUUGUACCAUUAAACACUGAUACCAUUAAACACUCUCUACUUUCCAAAUUUGGUAGCAUGAUCUGAGGAUGCUCUGGAGGCUGAUAAUAGGGAGCCUGGGCUACUAUAGAAAGUGGAGGAAAUGAUAAUUCAAUAGAAGAUGAAGUUAUAGGGACUGGCAAAAAUAAAUACUAGAGGCUAAUGGUAAUCUGGGAAAUCUCUGUGAAUCUUUUCAGGGUAAUAAAUAUCAUUCUUAAUCUGCCCUCAAAUUUAGGAACAGCUGUUGCCCUUUCAGAGUAACAAGACAAAUGUAUUGGCUAGACAGAGGGGGUAAAGAAUUAAACCAAAUGUUUAUAAAUUUCCUAGUUGGUUGGUCAUAGCCAGUCUAAAGCUGGAUUAUAUCUCCAGCUUGCGUCAGCGACAUUGCGUUCUUGCUCUUUAAAAUGUUUUCCGAAUGGCUCAUGAUGGCCUAUGUCCAAAACACCAUGAACCAUGCACUUUUGUUUACAGAACAAUCCACUUAAGGGAAUGCUCAGUAUUAAAACUGGAUAGGCAAAAUUUAGUAUUCUUUCUCAACCUGGCAUUCUCUAGAUAUUCAGGACCUAUUCCCACAAUCCCCAGCAGCAAGGACUGAGUAUAGCUGGACACCAUUUUCAGAUCCCAGGAUUACACAAAUCACUGAGGAGUAUAUACAUAGGCAAACAGUUACAUAUGUCAAUUUAUACCAGUGUCCCUCAAAUUUGGCACCUCUAAGAUGUGUGGAUCUCAACUUCCAGAAUUCCCCCAACAGCCAAAUUUGAGAAACACUGAUUUAUAUCCUAGUUAUUGAAAAUGAAUGAAAAUUCAUGAAGCUUGCUUUCUUGGCAAAACUUGCUUGUAGAAGUCCUAUUUGCCAGUGUGGAGAACAAAUAAUUUUCAACUUAUAACAUGCAACAGGUAGGAAACCAGAUCUAAGUGGAUCACUAGGUUAGAAAAGAAACCACCAUGGCUUCUUAUUAUAGUGACCAGCAAUCCUGGUUACAGGAAGAAGCAAUGUGAUCUCUUUAUUUCAGGAAGAAGAGGGAAGACAAUUAUUCCAUUCCUACCAGUCAGCUAAAUGUAUUCUUUAGUUGGUUACAGAAAACCUGUUUGCUACUUUCCAAUUAAUAAUGUCAGCAAUCUUUUUUCACUAUGGUCAUAGUGAUAAUGGUGACCAGUUGACUUGUGAGAAAAGUUUAUUUAUUAGUUUUUUAAAACUCAUUUUAUUACUUUAUUACUUUAUAAGUAACUCAAGGCACUAAACCAGUGGUGGGUUUCAAAUUUUUUUACUAUCGCUUCUGUGGGUGUGGCUUAGAAGGUGUGGCAUGGCUUGGUGGGCAUGGCAGGGGAAGGAUACUGUAAAAUCUCCAUUCCCUCCCCAAUCCAGGGGAAGGUUACUGCAAAAUCCCCAUUUCCUCUCAAUCAGCUGGGACCUGGGAGGUAGAGGAUAGAUGGGGGCGGGGCCAGUAAGAAUUUUUACUACCGGUGCUCCGAACUACUCAAAAUUUCCACUACCAGUUCUUCAGAACUGGUCAGAACCUGCUGAAACCCACCUCUACACUAAACAUCCUCCUCUUUUUCUCCACAAAAUUUAGUAAGGCUUCGCAUGGCUGUGUAGGAAGUUACCAAUUGUUUGCUGCAGCAUCAAUCCAGGCAGAAUUAGGGAGAAAAAUAUUUUAUAUCACUAUUUCUUUUAUAUUUUUACUUAUUGUUCUUUUUAUUGAAAAAGUUUUACAAAGAACUAAUUUUUAAACCAUUGUUCCCCCCCACUUCCCCCCCUCCUCCCU